Linum trigynum is the source of this 792-nucleotide messenger RNA. NCBI's taxonomy places the organism in Eukaryota, Viridiplantae, Streptophyta, Magnoliopsida, Malpighiales, Linaceae. The record is from the annotation of a GenBank genome assembly.
AUGAGAAUGAGGCCUGCUGUUGCUGCUCUUUCCGCUCUGUUUUCCUCUCUGCUCUUCCUCCUAAUCAAUGUGGAUGCCAGAGUCCCAGGAAACUACGGCGGCGGCGCCUGGGAGUCCGCCCACGCCACUUUCUACGGCGGCUCUGACGCCUCCGGCACCAUGGGCGGCGCGUGCGGGUACGGAAACCUGUACAGCCAAGGGUACGGAGUGAACACGGCGGCGCUGAGCACGGCGCUGUUCAACAACGGGCUGAGCUGCGGGGCCUGCUUCGAGCUCAAGUGCGCCAACGACCCGCGGUGGUGCCACCCGGGGAGCCCUUCCAUCUUCAUCACGGCGACCAACUUCUGCCCUCCCAAUUUCGCCCAGGCCAGCGACAACGGCGGGUGGUGUAACCCUCCCCGCCCGCAUUUCGACCUCGCCAUGCCUAUGUUCCUCAAGAUGGCCGAGUACCGCGCCGGCAUCGUCCCCGUCUCUUACCGUCGGAUUCCUUGCAGGAAGCAAGGAGGGAUAAGGUUCACGAUCAACGGGUUCAAGUACUUCAACCUGGUGCUGGUGACGAACGUGGCCGGAGCUGGGGACAUAGUGAAGGUGUCGGUGAAAGGCUCGAAGACGGGCUGGAUGGGAAUGAGCAGGAAUUGGGGACAGAACUGGCAGUCCAACGCGGUUUUGGCCGGCCAGGCGCUCUCCUUCCGUGUCACCGGCAGCGACCGCCGCACCUCCACUUCGUGGAACAUCGUGCCUUCGAACUGGCAGUUUGGGCAGACUUUCUCCGGCAAGAACUUCAGGGUCUGA